AGCACCCCACCGGCGCCGACGCUACCUCACCUUCGACUCGCUCCUCGCCGGCAAGCUGCAGCAUAGACUUUGGCCCCGAGGAGACGAUAAGGUUGCGACUGAACUGCCUGCCUCUCGGCGUCGUCCUCUCUCUAUGGAUGCUUGAAAUUAGGAACUUAACUUUGAUUGUCGAGCAAUGCGCGGGAGUCACCGAUUCAGACAGUUUCACAGCAGCUGCUUUUGUUCAUUGCAGACACAAACCAUCAACGGCAAACUUCCGAACCCAAUUCCAUCAAAGAAAACAUUAAUUGAGAAGCACAAUCCAAAGAAGAAUAAGAAGUCGAACAUUGCGGAUUCCGACAUCGUGCAAUGGAACAUGGAUAUCACCUCCCACAUGCGCAAUGGCCACUGCAAAGCUGCUCUUCGUGUGUUCAACGACAUGUCUCGGCGAAGCGUCGUCUCCUACAACGCUAUGAUAUCUGGGUACUUGGCGAAUGAUAGGUUUGAUCUUGCACGGGACAUGUUUGAGAGAAUGCCUGAGAGAGAUUUGGUCUCGUGGAAUGUUAUGCUAAGUGGAUAUGUAAGGAAUAGGAAGCUUGGUGCUGCACGCAUGUUGUUUGAUAGGAUGCCCGAGAGGGAUGUUGUGUCGUGGAAUUCAAUGUUGUCUGGUUAUGCUCAGUAUGGUUAUGUUGAUGAAGCAAUGAAGAUUUUUGAGAUGAUGCCUGACAAGAAUGAGAUUUCAUGGAAUAGUUUGCUUUCUGCGUAUGUGCAAAAUGGAAGGAUAGAUGAUGCUCGUAGGUUGUUCGAGUCCAAAGCGGAUUGGGAAGUGGUUUCUUGGAACUGUUUGAUGGGUGGGUAUGUGAGGAAGAAGAGGUUAGUUGAUGCUAGGAAGCUAUUUGAUCAAAUGCCCAUAAGGGAUGCGGUUUCGUGGAAUACCAUGAUUACAUGUUAUGCACAAAAUAGUGAAUUGGCAGAAUCAAGGCGAUUGUUUGAGGAGUCUCCAAUUAGGGACGUGUUUGCGUGGACAGCAAUGAUGUCGGGUUAUGUGCAACAUGGAAUGUUGGAUGAAGCAAGGAGAAUUUUUGAUGAAAUGCCGGUAAAGAAUCCGGUUUCAUGGAAUGCAAUUAUUGCUGGAUAUGUUCGUUGUAAGAGAAUGGAUAUAGCGAGGGAAUUGUUUGAGGUGAUGCCAUGUAGGAAUGUUAGUUCUUGGAAUACAAUGCUCACUGCAUAUGCUCAGAGCGGUGACAUUGCCCAAGCAAGAUUUAUCUUCGAUAGAAUGCCUCAGCGUGAUUCCAUCUCUUGGGCAGCUAUCAUUGCUGGCUAUGCUCAAAAUGGUUAUGGUGAGGAGGCUUUGCGGCUAUUUAUGGAGAUGAAAAAAGAAGGCGAAAGGUUGACACGGUCUUGUUAUACAUGUGCUUUGAGCACAUGUGCUGAGAUUGCUGCUCUCGAGUUGGGGAAGCAAUUACAUGGACGACUGGUAAAAGCAGGAUUUGAAACUGGAUGCUAUGUCGGGAAUGCACUCCUUGUAAUGUAUUCUAAAUGUGGAAGCAUAGAGGAAGCAUACAACGUGUUUAAAGAUAUUGAAGUAAAGGACAUUGUCUCGUGGAACACAAUGAUUGCAGGUUAUGCAAGACAUGGAUUUGGAAAAGAGGCUCUUAUGAUAUUCGAGUCAAUGAAGGCAAUGGGAAUUAUACCGGAUGACGUUACACUAGUUGGUGUAUUAUCAGCUUGUAGUCAUACUGGCUUGGUAGAGAGGGGCAAACAAUAUUUUUACUCGAUGAAUCAAGAUUAUGGAAUAACCCCAAAUUCAAAGCACUAUACUUGCAUGAUUGAUCUCUUAGGUCGAGCUGGGUGCCUGGAUGAGGCUCAGGAUUUAAUGAGAAAUAUGCCUUUUGAACCAGAUGCUGCAACUUGGGGAGCUCUUCUUGGUGCUAGCAGGAUCCAUGGAAAUACUGAAUUAGGCGAAAAAGCUGCUAAGAUAAUUUUUGAGUUAGAGCCUGAAAAUGCAGGAAUGUAUGUACUUCUCUCAAAUUUAUAUGCAGCUUCAGGACGAUGGACUGAUGUUCGCAAGAUGAGAUUGAAGAUGAGAGAUACAGGAGUGAAAAAAGUACCAGGAUAUAGUUGGGUUGAAGUGCAAAACAAAGUUCACACAUUUUCAGUUGGAGACUCUGUACACCCGGAGAAGGAUAGGAUCUAUGCCUUCUUAGAAGAGUUGGAUUUAAAAAUGAAGCGGGAAGGAUAUGUUUCUUCCACAAAGUUGGUUUUGCAUGAUGUGGAAGAGGAGGAGAAAGAGAACAUGCUCAAAUAUCACAGUGAGAAAUUGGCUGUGGCUUUUGCAAUUUUAUCAACACCACCUGGGAGACCGAUCCGUGUAAUGAAGAAUUUGCGAGUCUGUGAAGAUUGUCACAGCGCCUUCAAAAUCAUAUCAAAAAUUGUAGGAAGGUUAAUAAUCUUAAGGGAUUCCUAUCGCUUUCACCACUUCAGUGGGGGUUCAUGUUCUUGUGGAGAUUACUGGUGAGACUGAUCAGGUUUACAGUGAGAAGACAAAGGCUUUGUACUUGCCCAAGUUGACAGUAAUUCAAAGUUUUCUUCACUUAUGGCAGAAAAGUAAUAGUCAUGCUUAUUGAUUCUGGAUUAACCAUAAUACAUUCAAAAACAUCGUGAGUUUGAUCAUAAGAAAGCAGAGUUGGACACUAAGUGGAAGAAGCUUCACAUUGAUGAACUGGGGCUUUUUUCAAAAGAAGAAGAAUCAGUUGAUCAGCAAACAAGUCAAGUUGGUCCUCGAGAAGCUUAAGUUAUCUGAUCAUUAGUGGUAUAGCUUGUGAUGAGUUUUUGGCUUAUUUACUUAUGAUGGCUUCUAAAAGAAAAGUUAUGCUCAACAUGGUCUUGUGGAAGAUGCACUACAACUCUUAAAGGAGAAUGGAGCAGUUGUGUAUAGAGCCUCUUCAAGAAAGCGAUCUCCAGCAUUUUUGGCGUCCUUAUUUAACAAGGCCCUAGUAAUCUCCACGCCUA
Molecule: messenger RNA, 2991 nt
Organism: Morus notabilis
Lineage: Eukaryota; Viridiplantae; Streptophyta; Magnoliopsida; Rosales; Moraceae
Product: pentatricopeptide repeat-containing protein At4g02750
Exons: 4
Coding region: 176-2497 (773 amino acids)
Biological process (GO): RNA modification
Molecular function (GO): protein binding; RNA binding; zinc ion binding
Source: RefSeq, a predicted model, not a curated record